GUGAUCAUAACAUGCAGAGUGACAGUGCUCUGUGCUGGGCUGCUCAUGACUCCCAGUGACCCCGCCGGACCUCGGGGACAUCCUCCUCUGAUCCUGCUGAGCGGAUCAUCCUUGUCCGCCUCCUGGCUCACCUGACCACAACAACAGCAGUAGCCGCCGCCUCCUCCUGCUGAGUCCAGAUUAGCCGCACCAUGAGCUGGUUCUUCUCGUCAUCUAAAGGCUCCAGACCUCUGCCACCCCUCAACAGCCUGCAGCAGCAGAGACAGCGCCAGAUCGACUCUCUGAAGGCUUGUCAUAGCAGUAUCACUGAAAUUCAGAAAGAUGUGGAAUAUAGAUUGCCAAUUACUAUACAAAAUGUCACCAUCAACAUAAAUGUUUUGCUUCCUCCACAAUUUCCUCAAGAGAAACCCGUCAUCACAGUCUUUCCUCCAAUUAGACAUCAUCUAGUGGACACACAAGGCACAAGUGUCACAUGUCCUUUAGUAAACAAUUUUACUAUGCACUCUGAUCUUGGGAAAAUAGUGCAAAAUUUGUUAGAAGAAUUUUGGAAGAAUCCUCCAACACUAGCCCCAGCUUCCGGCACUUUUCCUUACUUGUACAACAGUACCACGGGACAUCCUCCUUACCCUCCUCCUUCCGGCUUUUCUUUUCUUCCAUCUUUCCCCACACAAGAAACCAAUCGUUCAGUCCCCGCAUCGGAGACUGUUUCUUCCAACUACAACUUUGCCAAAGCUGCUGCCCCUUACUACGGCCUAAUAACUGACUUGCCUCUACCCGUCCCCACUUCUGAAGUGGGCAUUAACGGCUUUACAUAUAAGAUGCCUGAUCUUCCGGAUACUUUCCCUGAACUUUCAGAAUUAAGUGUGUCCCAGCUCUCAGAGAUGAUUGAACAGGAAGAUGUUAUUUUGGAACAGUUUGUUAAUCUGCCACAGUUAAAACAGAUAAUAUCUGAUAAGGACGACCUUGUGAAAAACAUAGAGGAACUAGCAAAAAAGAAUCUUAAGCUGGAGCCCAUUCUUGAGUCAAAGCGGCAGGCACUGUUAGACAAAUAUGAGCUUCUCACACAAAUGAAAACAGCAUUUGAAAAGAAGUUGCAAAGACAGCAUGAGCUGAGUGAGAGCUGCAGUUUGAGUGCUCUACAGGCUAGGUUAAAAGUGGCGGCACAUGAAGCAGAAGAGGAGUCCGAUAGUAUUGCAGAAAACUUCCUUGAGGGAAAAACAGAAAUAGACGAUUUCCUAAACUUGUUCAUGGAAAAAAGAACAUGCUGUCACAGUAGAAGAGCCAAAGAAGAGAAACUUCAACAGACCAUAUCACUACACAGCCAAUACCAUGCACCACUAUAGGUAUCUCUAGAGAAGAAUUUGGAACCCCAGAAAGCACAGUUUUGUAUUCGAGUGGAAGCUGGAAAUGACCUUACUUCAUUUGUAUUAUAUUCUGUUAAUAGACUAUUUGGUAGAGUUUCUUUUUGUACAAUUUAACCCAUCAUUUUAAUUUCACAUGCUCUUGACUCUGCUGUAAUUAUUCUUCUAAUAUAUUUUUACUUUCUGUUAACCAUAUUGGAAUGAUUUAUAUUAAAUAUUUCUUGUGAACU
Molecule: messenger RNA, 1591 nt
Organism: Nanorana parkeri
Lineage: Eukaryota; Metazoa; Chordata; Amphibia; Anura; Dicroglossidae
Gene: VPS37A
Product: VPS37A, ESCRT-I subunit
Exons: 12
Coding region: 192-1343 (383 amino acids)
Biological process (GO): ubiquitin-dependent protein catabolic process via the multivesicular body sorting pathway; protein targeting to membrane; protein targeting to vacuole
Cellular component (GO): ESCRT I complex
Source: RefSeq, a predicted model, not a curated record